This is a messenger RNA of Mesorhabditis spiculigera, 441 nucleotides long. Lineage: Eukaryota; Metazoa; Nematoda; Chromadorea; Rhabditida; Rhabditidae. The record is from the annotation of a GenBank genome assembly.
AUGUUCGUCAUACUCCUUGCUGUCGUCGGCUUGACCCUUUCAGCUUCCUUCGACAGCCAAUCCGGCGGCUUUGGACAGGCUCAGGGCAACGGCUUCGGGCAGCCGGUGAAUGGAAACAACGAUGCUGGCUUCAACAACAACAACAAUAAUCCGUCACCGAUCAACCAGAAUGGUGGAUUCAACGGCGGAAUGAAUGGCGAUGGGUCUCAGCCACUCCCCAUCAACCAAAACAACGGCUUUGGCGACCAGCAGAAUCAGGGUGGCUUCAAUGGCAACAAUAAUGGCGGCUUUAACGGAGGAGAUUUUAAUGGACAAAACAACGGCUUCAACAACGGCAGUGAGCAAGCCGAUUGGGAGGCCAAAUUGGAGCAGCUGAAGUCUCAGCUCGAAUCUCUUCGCAACGGCUUUGUCAACUUUUGGAAUCAACUGAUCCAGCAGCAG